Molecule: messenger RNA, 987 nt
Organism: Penicillium waksmanii
Lineage: Eukaryota; Fungi; Ascomycota; Eurotiomycetes; Eurotiales; Aspergillaceae
Product: ankyrin repeat domain-containing protein
Exons: 1
Coding region: 1-987 (328 amino acids)
Molecular function (GO): protein binding
Source: RefSeq, a predicted model, not a curated record
AUGGAGGCCUUAUUCAGAGAGAAUAGUUCCCAAGACGCUAUUGCCCAAGCUCGGCUUCAGCAAGACUUCCUUAAUACAAUCACAUCUAUCAUAAAGAAACCAAAACGGCUUAAAAAGAAUAUCAGGAGGCUUGACAUAUAUAUGAAGAAUUCAUUCCUCGAGAUCAACUUUCAAAUUGAAGGAAUCUCGCCCUUGAUGAAAGCCACAUCAGAAUCAAAAGUGCUCAACGAAAUUUUGCAGCACGAAAGGAUCGAUGUGAACUUUCGCGACGCCGAUGGCCGAACAUGCCUAUUUUCCGCCGUGAAAUGUCCACAUAUCCAUUCAUUGGGAAGUCUGAUAAGCCACGGGGCUUAUGUUGAUCUGAAAGAUAAUAAUGGUCGCACGUCGUUAUCCUUGGCUGCAGAGCUUGGGCAACUCGACCAUGUGAAAAUUCUGCUCGACUCCGAUGCGGCGAUCAACUCGACUGAUUUAAAAGGCUGGACGCCCCUUUUCUGGGCAGUCUCAAGCCGCCGUAGCGAAACAAUAAGAUAUAUGCUUUCAAUUGAGAGUACUGACAAUGAACACCGAGAUCUAAUUGGUCGAACUCCAUUGGUUGCUGCUGCAGAAACUGGGGAUAAUGGAAUCAUAAGAUACUUGAUCGAUGCGAGAUCGAAGGGCAGAAAAAUCUUUCAUGUUGAACGAGACCUUCUGAUCUGGUCAAUCUUUCAACGAGACAUCGUGACAGCCCAGCUGUUACUGGAGAUUGAUAAGAGCUUAGCCAAUCAUCGGGUCAAAGGGCGGUCGCCGCUGUCCAUGGCCACAGAACUUGGUCAUAUUGAGAUUACCAGACUUCUCAUCGGUUCAGGGGCAGAUUUGGAUGCAGUUGAUGAAAUACAGUGGCCUCCGCUCUGUAGAUGGCUAUUUGCAACUUAUCUCCCACAUGACGAUAUCCUGCUGGAAAUUGAGAAUUUCUCUCUGCUGAAAAUCCACCAACAAAGAAGCCUCUGA